AUGCUAACAGAAUCAUUACCUGAACCUCCAACACCUCCUCCAACGCGACCUCACCAUCGUCCUCACCCUGACGACGAAGGCUGUAAACUGCUAGACUCAUUUGCUAUUCUUGUUCAAAUGGCUCUUGUUUCUUCUGCUUUGAUAACACUCUUCUAUAAGCGCAGUCGAGAACGCCCUCAAAGACCAGUCCUUGUUUGGGCAUUGGAUGUCAGCAAACAAUUUGCAGGAGCAGCAGUCAUUCAUUUUUUAAACUUGGCCAUCAGUUAUAUUGCUGGCCGACCACGCAAUGGAGGUCCCAAAACUAAUUUAUGCGUAUGGUAUUUUCUUAACGUGGCCGUCGAUACAACAUUGGGUGUAGCCAUCUUAUGGGGUUGGCUUCAUUUGAUUCAGGCCAUAUUAACAAAGUUAGGCGUAAAGCAACUUGAGACAGGUCGGUAUGGUCCUCCUCCAGUGUAUCGUAUGUUGAUGCCUUGGUUUAAACAGACAUGUGUUUUCAUUCUGGCUGAAUCAUUGAUGAAAUUAUGCGUUUAUGGUAUGUUUCGCCACUUGCCAUUUUUGUUUGCGUUUGGUGAAUGGGUACUCAGAUGGACCAAGGGCAAUUAUCGAUACCAAGUCAUUUUUGUCAUGCUUGUAUUUCCAUUGAUCAUGAACAUGAUUCAGUUCUGGAUUGUGGAUACGAUUGUUAAGGUGUCCCCUAUGUCAGUAACAACAUCGCCAGCAGUAAUUGAUCAAGAAGCUGACCAACAGUCAGAAGAACAUGAUGAAAAUUCUCCUCUUUUACCAAAAUAA
This is a messenger RNA of Gilbertella persicaria, 789 nucleotides long. RefSeq names its product vacuolar membrane protein-domain-containing protein. The transcript has 3 exons. The coding region runs from base 1 to 789 and encodes 262 amino acids. The record is from RefSeq and is a predicted model, not a curated record. Gene Ontology annotation, cellular component: membrane. Lineage: Eukaryota; Fungi; Mucoromycota; Mucoromycetes; Mucorales; Choanephoraceae.